GAACAAGGUUGUCUUUUAAAAUGACUCUCUUUAAAAAGAUAAAGAGCAAACACUCACUCGUAACAACACACAAAGCGCUCCCUUGCGAACAUUAUCCACCGCUGCCAACUCCCCAUUUUCGUCCGAAGCUUUUCAAUGGACUACAGAACGCUCUGCACUCAACCACUAAUCAGCCAGCCCCUUGUCCAGUCGCCUAUACUCCUCCUGGCCUUCCAGCUGCUUCAACUUGCCAGAUCGUCCUUCGCGCUAUAACAUCACCUCAGUUAAGGAAAUAGAGGUCCUAAGGGACAGACCACAUCCACGGAAAGUAGGGUAUCCUAUCUCUCGCUUUGAUGUGUUUCUCCCCCUCCAUAAGAAUAGAGAAUAUUUACUUUCGGGAGAUAGUUAUCCCGCGUAAACAACAACCCUAUAUUUAAUCUCAUUUCUCAAGCGCUCUCGAUCACUUUUUAUUUCCAU
Gamsiella multidivaricata is the source of this 456-nucleotide messenger RNA. RefSeq lists its product as uncharacterized. The record is from RefSeq and is a predicted model, not a curated record. The transcript has 2 exons. Lineage: Eukaryota; Fungi; Mortierellomycota; Mortierellomycetes; Mortierellales; Mortierellaceae. The coding region runs from base 21 to 275 and encodes 84 amino acids.